UAUGCCAUCUGUCUGAGCUCAAGAACCUAAGAAUCAAGAUGAAGCUCUGCAUCCUGCUUGUGUUUGGGGCCCUGGUUGUCAUCAUUAAGGGCAUGCCACCAAUCAGCAGGGACUACAACACACACUGUCAGUGCCUGCAGGUGGAGUCCAGGAUCAUUCCUCCAGACAGUCUGAGGAGCAUCAAGCUCAUCCCUGAAGGGCCUCACUGCCCAGAAACAGAGGUCAUAGCUGGACUGGGGAACGGGCUGAAGGUGUGUCUGAAUCCUCAGUCGUCCUGGGUGAAGAAACUGAUCCACUUUGUUCUUGAGAAACAAUUACAUCAGCAAGGAAAAGCGCUUCCCAAGAGUCAAGCAUAAAGCUAAGGUUUCUAAGGUUUUCAUUUCUGUUUCGAGGGAUGUGACAGUUACUGUAACUAGGUGGAGUGGAUUCAUUUAGGCUGACAUAUU
Monopterus albus (swamp eel) is the source of this 446-nucleotide messenger RNA. RefSeq names its product chemokine (C-X-C motif) ligand 19 (gene cxcl19). Bases 39 to 356 code for a protein of 105 amino acids. Gene Ontology annotation, biological process: defense response; immune response; chemotaxis. Gene Ontology annotation, molecular function: chemokine activity. The transcript is spliced from 3 exons. Gene Ontology annotation, cellular component: extracellular region. Lineage: Eukaryota; Metazoa; Chordata; Actinopteri; Synbranchiformes; Synbranchidae. The record is from RefSeq and is a predicted model, not a curated record.